This is a messenger RNA of Lactuca virosa, 2865 nucleotides long. The record is from the annotation of a GenBank genome assembly. Lineage: Eukaryota; Viridiplantae; Streptophyta; Magnoliopsida; Asterales; Asteraceae.
AUGGAAGAGGGUAUGAUGAAAGCUUUAACAGGAAAUUCAGAUAAUAGUUUAGAGAGUGAGCUUGAAUUGAUACUUAGUCAAAGGGAUAGUAGGGUGGUGGUUGGUGAUCAACAAAGAGAUCUGAAUAUGAAUAGGAGUGGUAGCGCUCCACCAACUGUUGAGGGAUCUUUAAGUGCAGUUGGAAGCUUAUUUAGGGACUCUGAUCUUGUGCAAAUUGAUAACAGAAAUAGUAGUAUUAAUAAUAGUACCAAUUGGAAUGGAGGAGUGUUGACAGAAGAAGAACUUCGAUCUCACCCAAUGUAUUUAGCAUAUUAUUAUGCACAUGGAAACUUUAAUCCAAGGCUCCCUCCUCCAUUGCUGUCUAAAGAGGAUUGGCGAGUUGCUCAAAGGUUUCAGGUAGGAGGCUCAUCUUCUGAAGGAACCAGGGAUUGGUGGAAGAAGAAUGUGAGUAGUGAUCAUACUGAUAUUGGUAGUGGCAGUGGUAGUUCUUCAUUGUUUUCAAUGCAGCCUGGUUUUCAAGGUAUACACAAGGAUGCAGAAUCUGAAUUCAUGGAAAUGAGGAAGAAUCAGCUUCAUCUUCCCCACAAAAACUCUGCUGAAUGGAUUGAAAGAGGUGAUGGUUUGAUUGGUUUAACAGCUCCUGGAAUGGGUGGUAGAAGAAAAAGCUUUGCAGAUAUUCUUCAGGAAGGACUAGAACAGCCUGCAUCCUCAUCCAAUAGAAUUUCUCGUCCUGCAAGCCAGAAUGCAAUCAGUGAUGUUAUGAACAUGAGGGGCGUAUCUAAUUCUCAUUCAUCAAGUUUAUGUAAUGAAAAAGAAACUUCACAAGAUCCAUCAAGAUUCAAGAACAUGAAUUCAUCUGUUCCACAAUCUUUUGCACCUGCUGUUGGUUCAUCUUUGUCAAGAAGUAGAACACCUGACACUCAAUUGGUCAGAAAAGCCCCUACUCCUGGCAUGCCUCCUCUGAGUAAAAGAUGCAUUGCAGGAGGAAAUACAGUAAAUGAGGUUACAGAUGUUGCAUCUUCUUUAUCUGGCUUAAAUCUCUCAAAACCCCGUCUUCCUGAUGGAGAUAAUAAUCAUUCACAAUCUAGUUACCUUGAUGCUAUAAAUGAUCAGAGGCUAAGUUUUCAGCAUCAGGUUGCUGAUAACUCAAGGAAAGACAACCUUGGAAUGCAUUCGAAAUAUGAUUUUCAUAGGGACAAUGCAAACUUACCUGACUUGAGUGUUGGAAAGUCAGCCAUUGAUGGACCAGUUAACUUUCACAGAAGGGCAGCUUCUUCUGCUGACCUAAAUUCUCACAGGAACAUGUAUGAAUUUGCAAAUUUAGAAAAUUCCAGAAUAUCUUCAGCUUUAAACACAGCUGGAAAGGGGCAAUUUUUGAGGCGAUGUAACUACCCACCUGUAUCUAACUUUCAUUCACCAAUCAUGGGUUCACGCCAUGGUCAAUGCGUGGUCAACACACACUCGGCUAAUCUUCCUUUGGGAUGUAAUAAUUUUGUUGUUUCACAUGGCCAUGAAGAUAUGCAGGCUCUUCAGAAAGUGUAUCUUGAAGCACUGCUUGCUCAACAUAACCAACAAUACAGUUCGCCACUUUUUGGAAGAUCUGGAAGCUUAAAUCAUCUAUAUGGGAAUCCCACAUAUAAUCAUGGCAUUCCAUAUCAAGGAAACUUACUUGAAAAUUCUACACGUUCAGCAGUUGGAUCUAGACAGUUGUCACAACAAUUUGCUCCUGCUUUUAGAAAUUCAGUGGGUGGAGUUUCUGGAUCUUGGAAUCCGGAAGGUGAUAUGAGCUUAGAUAGAAGAUAUGUUUCUUCAUUGUUGGAUGAGCUCAAGAACAACAAAAACAAGUCUUUUGAACUCUCUGAUGUUGUUGAUCAUGUGAUUGAGUUUAGCACCGAUCAAUAUGGAAGCAGGUUUAUUCAGCAGAAGCUUGAAUCGGCCACAGUUGAAGAAAAGAAUAUAAUAUUUCCCGAAAUUGUCCCUCAUGCACGUAGUUUGAUGACUGAUGUGUUUGGAAAUUAUGUCAUACAAAAAUUCUUUGAGCAUGGCACAAAAAGUCAAAGAAGGGAGUUAGCUGGUCAACUCAUCGGCCAUGUUUUGCCUCUUAGCCUUCAAAUGUAUGGUUGCAGAGUUAUUCAGAAGGCAUUGGAGGUUGUUGAAGUUAAUCAACAGACAGAAAUGGUGGCUGAGCUUCAUGGUUCAAUCAUGAAAUGUGUUCGUGAUCAGAAUGGUAAUCAUGUAAUCCAGAAAUGUAUUGAAUGUGUGCCUCAAGAUCGUGUUCAGUUUAUAGUUUCUUCUUUCUUUGGACAAGUUGUUUCUCUUUCAUCACAUCCUUAUGGAUGUCGAGUCAUUCAGAGGGUAUUGGAGCACUGUAAUGAUCAAAAUACAAAAGCUGUAAUGGAUGAAAUCAUGAACUCGGUUUGUACUCUAGCACAAGACCAAUAUGGAAAUUAUGUUAUUCAGCAUGUACUACAACAUGGAAAACCCCAUGAGCGAUCAGCUAUCAUCAACAAGAUUGCAGGAGAAACAGUGAAGAUGAGUCUGCAAAAGUUUGCUUCAAAUGUUGUUGAGAAAUGCUUAACUUAUGGAAGCCCGGAUGAACGCCAACUUCUUGUAAACGAAAUGCUUGGUUCCACCGAUGAAAAUGAGCCAUUACAGGCAAUGAUGAAAGAUCCUUUUGGAAAUUACGUUGUCCAGAAGGUUCUAGAAACUUGUGAUGACCAGACACGUGAACUCAUCCUCUCGCGUAUAAAAGUCCACUUGGCGGCUCUAAAACGGUACACGUUUGGUAAACACAUUGUCUCUCGUGUGGAAAAGCUAGUCACUUCAGGAGAAAAGCACAUUGCAUCAUCGAGUUCAAGAUCUUGA